This is a messenger RNA of Osmia lignaria (orchard mason bee), 908 nucleotides long. It is a transcript of the gene Taf9, whose product is annotated as TBP-associated factor 9. NCBI's taxonomy places the organism in Eukaryota, Metazoa, Arthropoda, Insecta, Hymenoptera, Megachilidae. Gene Ontology annotation, cellular component: SAGA complex; transcription factor TFIID complex. The record is from RefSeq and is a predicted model, not a curated record. Gene Ontology annotation, biological process: RNA polymerase II preinitiation complex assembly; DNA-templated transcription initiation. Gene Ontology annotation, molecular function: transcription coactivator activity; RNA polymerase II general transcription initiation factor activity; protein heterodimerization activity.
CUUGAGCGGCAAAUACUUCAUAAUUUUGUAUCCCUUUGUGAAUUGUAACGCUAACCUAAAAUACAUAGAGUAGUGAAAGUCAAAAUAAUAUUUUAUAAGAGUAAUAUUUUUUAAAAUGACAGAAAAAGCAAAAACUAUAAGUCACGUGAAACAUAUUCCAAAAGAUGCCCAAGUUAUAAUGUCCAUUAUGAAAGAUAUGGGGAUCACCGAUUAUGAACCGAAGGUUAUAAAUCAGUUACUUGAAUUUACGUAUCGUUAUGUCACUUGUAUAUUAGACGAUAGUAGAAUUUACGCAAAUCAUGCGAAAAAGAAAUUUAUCGACUUGGACGAUGUUAGAUUGGCAGUGAAGAUGCAAUUAGAACGUACUUUUACCAAUCCGCCACCGAGAGAUGUAUUACUGGAUGUUGCUAGAGCAAAAAACAAUAUACCGCUUCCAUUUGUUAAACCAAGUAAUGGGUUGAGAUUGCCACCUGAUAGAUACUGUUUAAAUGCAACAAAUUACAAACUGAAAAAUGUAACAAAGAAAAUGAUUGGGAAGCCGUUACAUUCUUUAGUUGGAAACAAUAUACAGGGUGGUCAAUCUAAAAUUAAAGUAGAAGGCAAUAAGACUGGUCUUUCAAUUGUUAAGAGACCUGGAACACUUGCAACAGUAGCUAGAACCCAAACUAUUUCAAUGCCAAAGCCAGUUUUAAAGUUUUCAACAGCAUCAUCAGGAGGAGCUACUGUAAAAGCACAAGUAGCUAAACCGAAAAUACAAAUUUCCUCGGGUCAGACAAUGCCGCCUGUUAAGGUAGAGAUAGAAGAUUCGAUGAAAAGGAAGAGAGAAGACGAUGAUUACGACGUACCAUAACAAUAAAUAAUAGAUAUUGAAUAAACUUUUAUUUUAUGCUUUUAUUGUAUGAAAAAAA